Molecule: messenger RNA, 3866 nt
Organism: Vombatus ursinus (common wombat)
Lineage: Eukaryota; Metazoa; Chordata; Mammalia; Diprotodontia; Vombatidae
Gene: RIPK1
Product: receptor interacting serine/threonine kinase 1
Exons: 13
Coding region: 253-2412 (719 amino acids)
Biological process (GO): protein phosphorylation; signal transduction
Cellular component (GO): cytoplasm
Molecular function (GO): ATP binding; protein binding; JUN kinase kinase kinase activity
Source: RefSeq, a predicted model, not a curated record
CGGUUUUCCUGUUCUUUUUCCUACGUUCUGUUGUCUAUCGCGGGCCAGCCCAGUCUCCCCUGCCGAUAGUCAGUGGCUCCCAGGCUUGGAGGGAGCUCUGCCGGCGGGCCAGCCUUCCCCCCGCCAGGCGCCCCCCGCUGUCACCAGCUGUCACCGAGUCGCGGGACCCUUGGAAGAGCCAGAUCUGGAGGUACAAAAAGAAAACUUUGGCUCAGUUGGUCGGUACAAUUAAGAGCUUAGAAUGCCAGCAUUAUGCUAGACAAAGAACUACAUUUUCCAAAAGACUGUACGUCUAAAAGAGAAGCAGACAUGUCUUUGGAUGACAUGGAGAUGAAAACUGAUGACCUGUUAGAGAAGGAGCAGAUAGACAGUGGAGGGUUUGGGAUGGUAUCCUUGUGUUUUCAUAGAAGCCAUGGCCUUGUGAUCCUGAAAAACGUAUACACUGGACCCAAGCGCACUGAGUAUAAUGCCGCUCUCCUUGAAGAAGGGAAGAUCAUGCACAGGCUGAAGCAUAAUCGGGUAGUGAAGUUCCUAGGCUUUAUUUUAGAAGAUGGGAAUUAUUCUCUUGUAAUGGAGUAUAUGGAAAAGGGGAAUCUAAUGAAGGUGCUGAAGACAACUAGUAUCCCCUUGUCUGUGAAAGGGAGAAUCAUUCUAGAGGUCAUUGAAGGAAUGUGCUACUUACACAGAGAAGGUGUAAUUCACAAAGACCUAAAGCCGGAAAACAUCCUUGUGGAUGACGACUUUCAUGUUAAGAUAGCAGAUCUUGGUGUUGCCUCCUUUAAGACCUGGAGCAAACUGACUAAAGAGGAAAACAACAGGCAGAGGAAAAUAAAUACCACUGCUAAGGUGAACGCUGGCUGCCUGAGUACUGUGGCUAAGGCAAAUGCUGGCACCCUAUUGUACAUGGCCCCAGAACACUUGAACGAUAUCAACGCAAAGCCCACUGACAAGUCGGAUGUGUACAGCUUUGCCAUAGUGCUCUGGGCAAUCUUUGCCAACAAGGAACCGUAUGAAAAUGCUAUUUGUGAACGGCAGAUAAUAACAUGUGUUGGAAAUGGAAACAGACCAAAUGUGGGAGAAAUUGCUGAAAAGUGUCCAAAGGAGAUUAUUAACCUCAUGGUACGCUGCUGGAAUGGGAAUCCAGAUGAACGACCAACCUUUAGUGAAAUCGACCAAGAAUUCAGACCUUUCUACAUUGAACAAUUUGAAGAAAAGGUGGAAGAAGAUGUGAAGAAUUUAAAAAAAGCAUAUCCUGCUCCAAAUGAAGUAGUGAAAAAGAUGCAGUCCCUCCAGAUUGAUUCGGUACCAGUGCCCCCAAGCAGAACAAAUUCAGAACAGCCCAAUUCACUCCACAGCUCCCAGGAACUCAGGACUGGUUGUAUCGAUGAGUCCUUGUUUGCUCCCUACCCUGAGAACCAACCAGUGGAGAGUGAGGCCUCUCCUGAGGUACCCAGCCUACAAAGCAAGCUACAGGAAGAAGCAAACUACCAUCUCUUUGGCAGCCGGAUGGAUAAGCUGACAAGUAGUCAGUCUAGAUCUGUUGCAGCUAAAAGAGAAGAAGAAAGGAGACGAAGAGUCUCCUAUGACCCUUUCACAGCAGGGUCUGCUCAGCCUCAGAAGCAUGGGUUUUAUCAGAAUAUUUUCAUUUCUGGGAGGGGCUCUUAUCCUCCCAAUGCAAACAAUCACAGCAAUCUAUUACAGCAACCAGUAGAGUCAUCUACCCCUCUACAAGUACCACCGUUGAAUAACCAUCAAGUCUUUGUACCGAGGUCAACAUAUCCAAAAACAAACAAUAUCUAUGGACUAAAUCUAAGCACUGUAUCCACCCCCUUUAAAAUAUCUGUGCCUGAGUCUACCACAGGAGCAAACAUGUCAACUCUCCCAUUCAGUACAAUAGGUCAAGAAAAAGGCAUGGAAUCCAUGAUAAAGAAUUUCUCUUUUGUUCCUUCGUUUCCGGUAUCUACAACAGGCCUAGAAGACUCAAUAAAAUGCAAGUUCGUCAACAGUACUGGCAUUCAGAUUGGAAACAACAAUUACAUGGUGUUGGAUGACAGAAGUCUGCCUGUUGAAAACACAUCUACAAAUAUUCAACAAGAGCCAGAAUCCAAAUAUCUACAUAUAUUUGAAGAUACCACUAGCCUGCUUGAUAAACAUCUGGAUCCAGUAAGAGAUAAUCUUGGAAAGAUUUGGAAAAUAUGUGCCCGGAGGUUGGGCUUCACUGAAUCCCAGAUUGAUGAAAUCGACCAUGAUUAUGAUCGAGAUGGACUGAAAGAAAAAGUUUACCAGAUGAUCCAGAAGUGGCUGAUGAGGGAAGGCAACAAGGGUGCCACUGUUGGAAAGCUAGCCAGAGCCCUCUAUGACUGCCAGAGAAUAGACCUUCUCAAUACUUUGAUAUCUGUAAGCCAAGAUUAGCCUGAUGGGGGUAAAUGGAAAGAAAUGUAUCUAAAUGCCCUUUUCAUCUGUGCAACUCAUUGUGAAGUAUGCCGUCUGAACUACAUCUCUUCGAGAUCCAAGUCCUUUACCUGUCCAACUGCAUUCAGGAUGUUCAGAGACAGCCAUUACUGCUGAGUCAGUCAGACUGAUCCCAUCUUUCUACCUUGCCUGUUCUUUGGGGUAGGUGCCAGCCAGCUUGCAGGAAGGGGCAGCCUACAUGUGCAAUAAUGCCAACUCCUUAGCACUACUUUCAUCUUCCUAUGAUGCUGUAAUAGGAGAGGAGAUGAGGUGGCACUUCCAGGGGUGGGGAACCUGUGGCCUUCAGGCCACCCUUGAGGACCUAGAGGGCCACAUGUAGCCUCAAGGUCACAGGUUCCCCACCCCUGCACUAAUUCCAUCUCGUGCGUACCAUGUAUUGGUGCAAAUAUGUACCAUACAAGAUUGUCUUUCCCUUAUAUGGAAGUUUUUUACUUCUGUCUAUAAAAGUACUGGGCAGUUUGAAUUCAGGCCUACCCAAUGCUCCUGCCUUGGUGUGCUACAAUAAACUCCUUUUGUCUUAUUUCCUGAGUUUGUCCUCUCAAUCAUGGUGUGGCCCGAAGGGAGAUUUCCUUUAACAAUUGUCUCUAGUUAUUUGACAUACAUAGAAAGGAAAAAAGGAGAGUCUACCUUCUGGAAAGAACAUGCAUAAAUUUCUUAGAAUCAACCAAUAAGAAAAAGGCUGAAGUUUUUUUUUUGUUGUUGUUGUUGUUGAAGGUGAAGUUAAGAAUAAUAAAAGUUUAUUUAGGGGAAAAAGAGGAUUUGGAGAGUAGUAAAUGGCUUUACAACUAUUCACAAAACUUGUGUUCAAAUAUGUCAUUUACUAAAAGCUUAGUGUUUUGCUCAAGUAAGUAUAGCAAUAUGACUGAAGAAGUCUGGAUAAUAUAAACCAAACUUUUAGUUUUGUGCUCUCCUCAUCUCCAUACUUUUUUCACAAGUAGAGUGUAGUUUAGAAAAGAAAAAAAAAAAGGCAAGGUCUGAGUUUUCUACUAUGCAGCAUGACCUGAUGUAAACAUAAACAUCUGGUGAAAAUGUUUCCAGGGAAGGUAGGGUAACUCCACGAUCGACUGCAAGUUUCAAAGCUCCAUUAUGCUAUUACCCAGUGAGACUGGGAACAGAGUAGAAUUGCAGGGAGUCCUGCUUAUGGAUUUCAUUGAAUUCAUCUCCGAAUGCAGACCAGCAACCAACCUGGAAUUUAUCAUCUGAAAGAGUUGCCUGGAGUAUUGACAGGGAAAAUAACUUGUGCAGAGUUAUGUGUGUCAGAAACAGGAUUUGAAUACAGGAGUCCAAGGCUGUCUUCUAACCACUACACCAUACUCCUUGUCAUGAUAUAAAUGUUUGUUACUAUUGAAAUGAGACUGAAGAAUUCUGUAAUAAUAAAUGUCAUACCAACUUUU